Messenger RNA from Candidula unifasciata, 604 nucleotides. NCBI's taxonomy places the organism in Eukaryota, Metazoa, Mollusca, Gastropoda, Stylommatophora, Geomitridae. The record is from the annotation of a GenBank genome assembly.
AUGGUCCUAUUAGUCAGCUAUCCUGUUCCAAUUGAAGGAAUCCACCAUGCACAGCCUAAUGUAUCAGUAAAUGUUGAAGACUGUAAUAUCGGAACUGGAACGCUAUACAUAACAGAAAGCUUUGUCUUAUGGUUGAAUCCAAGGGAUGAAGGCAUCCAGCUUGAGUACAGACAGAUUAGUCUUCAUGCCAUUUCCAGAGAUCUCAAUGCAUUUCCACAUGAACACCUUUUGUGUCACUAUGAAGGAAAGUUGCCAGGUAUGGAUAACUCUAAUGAUGAGUCUGAUAAUGAAAAGGACACAGAGUCAGAGUAUGAGUUGACAGAGAUUCGCUUUGUUCCAGAGAACAAGGAGUCAUUGGAAACAAUGUUUGAAGCACUUGCAGAUUGUCAGACGCUGCACCCAGACAGUGACUGUCAGUUGUCUGAUGAUGAAUAUGAAAAUGCUGAAGAUGGUGGUGGAGAUGGCAUUUACAAUACUGCAGAGAACAUUUCCCAACUUACAGAACAGGGCAGAGCAAACUUGGAAAGGUUGAAUCACAUCUUGAUGACGGGCCAGGGUGAUGAAGACAUCGCAUCACGCACUACUCAGCUAAGUCUUGUAAAUG